AAUAAAUCUGAGUUAUCUGACAGACACAAUGGAAGGAGAAGCUAGAGAAGAGAGUGAAGAAGGAUCUGAUUGUAGCCUAUACAAGGAGACUGACCAUAGCCAGAGAUGCUUCAAAGAGAUGGCACAGUUGUGGUACGAGAAGCAAUAUUGUGACGUCCAUCUUAUGAUAGUGGACUCUUUCGACAGUCCGACUAGUGCCAUAUUGGCUCACCGUGUCGUAUUGGCAGCAGUCAUACCAUACUUCAAGGCUAUGUUUGAGAGUCAUAUGAGAGAGAAAGAGGAGAAGGAAAUUACACUGCACAACCUGACACCGACAGCAGUUAAACUGAUAGUUGAAUAUGCUUACACUGGACAGGUCAGAGUAAGUCCUCACACAGCACAGGAUCUUCUAGUAACUGCCGAUAAGUUUGGACUCACUGAAAUUGUCUCUUUCACUGCUCGUUAUAUCUCCAGACAACUCUGCUCAUCAAACUGUCUUGGGAUACGUGAGUUUGCACUACAACAGAGCCUCGUGGAACUACACAAAGAUGCUGCUCAGUUUGUCAUUCAGAACUUCACUGCUGUUUCAAAAGAAGACGAGUUCUUACAGCUCUCACUUGAAAAGAUUGUAGAGCUGGUGAGGAGCGAUGACAUUCGUGUGGAGUCUGAAGAAGACGUUUACCAUGCAGUGACCCUCUGGAUUUAUCAUAACUCAGAAGAGAGAGGGGAACAUGCCGACGUUCUUUAUAAUCAUAUUCGAUUCCCUCUCACUCCCCAACGUUUUCUUGACAACGUAGCAUCAAAGAACCCGUAUCUACAAUCAGCAAAAGGUCAAGUGUAUUUGAAGGAUGCAUACGAGUAUUAUAAGAACCCUGGCGUCACGAUAUUCUCAAAUCCAAAGAAAACCCAACCCAGACAUUCUGUACAGGGCAUUAUAUGUGUGGUGGGUGGAGUAGAUGAUGGAGGGAGCAGUCUAAGUGAUGUAACACUUUACAAUCCUCACAACAAGGAAUGGACAGACGGGCCAAAAAUGAGAUUCAGACGCUCCAGACUAGCAGUAGCACUAUUCCAAGGAGAGCUUUAUGCUGUCGGAGGGCAUGAUUUAGGAUAUUCUCUCACGACUUGUGAGAAGUACUCACCGAGUGAUAGGAUGUGGAAACCAGUCUGUGACCUUGAAACUGCACGACGGAGUCUAGCCCUUGUACCAGUAGGCAACCGGUUGUUUGCAAUGGGUGGGUACACUGGCUCUAUCUACCUCAAGAGUGUUGAAGUGUAUAAUCCAACUGUAGACGAAUGGAGCCCUGGUCCACCAAUGUUAGAGGCUCGUAGUGAACUAGCAGCAGUUCUACUGGACAAUAGGAUAUAUGCUAUUGGUGGCAGUAAUUCCAGUGGAGACUUGAAAUCAGUUGAAGUUUACGAUUUACUCAAUAAGAAGUGGGAGCUGAUUGCCACAAUGGAAAUGCCUAGAACUGGUGGAGCUGCCUGUCUUCUUGGCGAAGAGAUAUUCUUCAGUGGAGGAAUGGGAGGGAAGGAGAUAUACAAUGUAGCCAGUUCCUAUGAUCCUGAGACUGACAUGUGGGAACAGAUAGCUUGUAGAAUGAACGACUGCAGAGUUGGACUAGCUGCAGUAUCAUUGGGUAACAUUGUGUAUGUAUUGGGUGGAUCUAAUGGCUCACGCUAUCUAGAGACAGUUGAGUAUUAUGAUCCUAGUCGAUUGACAUGGCUACAAGGGACUAGCCUUCCCUUCCCUCGUUUUGCUGCUGCAGCUGUCACACUCUCAAGGAAUGAGCUAAUGGAUAGUUGAGUGAGGAAGGAAUUUGAAAUUAAUUUGUCUUUUUCAAUAUUUUUAGUAGUUUAUUUUUUAACAAAUUAUUUUUAAAUUGUUGUCAUUUUUAGUUAUCAUAAUCAUUAUAAUGUAACAAUAGUGUCUAUUUUAUUAUAAUCAUCUGUGCCAAUUUUAUUGC
This is a messenger RNA of Amphimedon queenslandica, 1943 nucleotides long. RefSeq names its product kelch-like protein 3. Bases 29 to 1783 code for a protein of 584 amino acids. The record is from RefSeq and is a predicted model, not a curated record. Gene Ontology annotation, molecular function: protein binding. Lineage: Eukaryota; Metazoa; Porifera; Demospongiae; Haplosclerida; Niphatidae. The transcript is spliced from 4 exons.